AGAUGGCCCAACGCUGGCCUGGCUUAGAUUGGCGCGUCUUUGCUCUUGCCACGCCCCCUCUGCGCUAGGAUUGGCUCCGUACUGGGUGCCCGCCCACCCGCCGCCGGACAUGGCGUCUCAGCUCAGGCUCCGCUCCGCGCUGGCCCUGGUCACAGGCGCGGGUAGCGGAAUCGGCCGGGCAGUCAGUGUGCGCCUGGCCAGAGAGGGGGCCACUGUGGCCGCUUGCGACCUGGACAGGGCGGCGGCCUGCGAGACGGUGUGGCUGCUGGGCGGGCAGGGGAGCGAGGAGGUGGCGCCCGGCGGCACCCACGCCGCCUUCCAGGCUGACGUGUCUGAGGCCGGGUCGGUCAGGCGCCUGCUGGAACAAGUGCAGGCCUGCUUUUCUCGCCCGCCAUCUGUCGUCGUGUCCUGUGCGGGGAUCACCAGGGAUGAGGUUCUGCUCCGCAUGUCUGAGGAUGACUGGGACAAAGUCAUAGCUGUCAAUCUCAAGGGCAUCUUUCUAGUCACUCAGGCUGCAGCCCAAGCCCUGGUGUCCAGUGGUUGCCAUGGGUCCAUCAUCAACAUCAGUAGCAUCGUAGGGAAGGUGGGGAACAUGGGACAGACAAACUACGCAGCAUCCAAGGCCGGAGUGAUUGGGCUGACCCAGACUGCAGCUCGGGAGCUUGGACGACAUGGGAUCCGCUGUAACUCUGUCCUCCCAGGGUUCAUUACAACACCCAUGACACAGAAAGUGCCACAGAAAGUGCUGGACAAGAUGUGGCAGAUGUGGUCGCAUUCUUGGCGUCUGAAGACAGUGGAUACAUCACAGGGGCCUCAGUGGAAGUCACUGGAGGUCUUUUCAUGUAACUGCCUCACGGACCCUGGACUCUGCUUACUCCCCCACCACUCUACCCGGCCUCCUGCUGAUGAGGACUCUGAGUUCCCAGGCUACAAAAGGGGUGGCAGUGUAUGGCUCUGAAAUGCUGAAUAUGGGAGGCAGGGGUGCUUGUGACCCUAAUAAAUUCCAAAUCCUCUUCCCUGCCA
Molecule: messenger RNA, 1023 nt
Organism: Neogale vison (American mink)
Lineage: Eukaryota; Metazoa; Chordata; Mammalia; Carnivora; Mustelidae
Gene: HSD17B8
Product: hydroxysteroid 17-beta dehydrogenase 8
Exons: 8
Coding region: 110-958 (282 amino acids)
Biological process (GO): estrogen biosynthetic process
Molecular function (GO): estradiol 17-beta-dehydrogenase [NAD(P)+] activity
Source: RefSeq, a predicted model, not a curated record